AUGGCGGAAGCUGAAUGUGAUAUCGCCGGCCUGUCAGAGGGACUGCUGCCGUGGCUGGAGCUGACGUCAGGCUGCUUCUUCGGCAGCAUCCGCGGGCAAGAUAGAAGUCCUGCCAGUGCAGCAGCCAUGUUGACCUUCUGCCGUCACGGCCAGACAGCUUCCAGCAUCCUCCGGUCGGCGUCUAUCUUGGUCCUGGCCUCGGCCCUUCUGCUUUGUCCUGUAACAGCUCAGGAGGAUGUUCAGAGCCAGUCCCCCACGCAGGUUCUGAAGGACCUGUUGGCCCGUCAUGGAGACAACAGCACCAUCACGGUGCCACAGCUGCGUUCCCUAUUGGCCCUCCUCAGCCAGGGUCAAGGCGACGGUGAAGCUGAUGCGGUACAUCCAGAUAUCACAGCUACGACUACAUCACCUAAGAUAAACAAAUCCAAGUGCUUGCCCGAGGACAAGCUAGCCAUCUACAGCAUGGGUGAGCAGUCUCGUUUGGACGGGCGGGGCUUACAGGAGUUGUGCCCCACCAUGCUGCAGCAGCUGGAUGCCGGUGCAUGCCGUGCCCACAAUCAAGACGAGCUGAGCAGCGAUGUCUCGCCAAGGCCAAGUGAUGCUGAAGUGUGGGGUUAUGGGUUCCUGUGUGUGACGCUCAUCUCGCUGUGCUCGCUGUUGGGGGCCAUCGUAGUGCCCUUCAUGAAGAAAACCUUUUACAAGCGUGUCCUGCUCUACUUCAUUGCGCUGGCCAUCGGCACACUGUACUCCAACGCCCUUUUUCAACUCAUCCCUGAGGCCUUUGGCUUUGACCCUAAGGUCAACUUCUACGUGUCCAAGUCUGCUGUGGUUUUUGGAGGCUUUUACCUCUUUUUCUUCACCGAGAAGAUUCUCAAGAUGAUUCUCAAGCAAAAGCACACGGGUCACGGCCACAGCCAUUAUUCUAGCGCCGAGCACUACUCGGCACCCAACGGAGACCUUGAGGAAGGUGAGAAGCUGCAGCACAACGGGGAAGUGAGCGACGGCCAUGCUGUGUCCAAAAUGGACACCGGCGAGGGCGAGCUCAUGCUGCGUCCCACACAGACGCCUCAGGACUCGCAGAGUGCGGAUGGUGGUGGCAGGCCGGCCAGCAGGAGCGGCGGUGGCUGCCAUUGGCUGAAAGGGACGGCGUAUUCUGACAUCGGCACACUGGCCUGGAUGAUUACGCUGAGCGACGGCCUGCACAACUUUAUUGACGGUCUGGCCAUCGGCGCUUCCUUCACUGCCUCAGUCUUUCAGGGAAUCAGCACUUCGGUGGCCAUUUUGUGUGAGGAGUUCCCUCAUGAGCUUGGCGACUUUGUCAUCCUGCUGAACGCCGGCAUGACCAUCAAGCAAGCACUCUUCUUUAACUUCUUGUCAGCGUGCUGUUGCUACCUGGGGAUGGGCUUUGGCAUCCUGGCCGGAAACAGCUUCUCCCCCAAUUGGAUCUUCGCCCUGGCAGGAGGGAUGUUCCUCUACAUAUCUCUGGCAGACAUGUUCCCCGAGAUGAACGAGGUGAGUCGCGAGGAGGAGAACGCGGGCGGCAGCAGCUUCCUGCUCACAUUCGCCAUCCAGAACGCUGGCCUACUAACGGGCUUCGCCAUCAUGUUGCUGCUUACCACCUACUCCGGAGAGAUGCAGCUGGUUUAG
Messenger RNA from Nerophis lumbriciformis (worm pipefish), 1647 nucleotides. The record is from RefSeq and is a predicted model, not a curated record. NCBI's taxonomy places the organism in Eukaryota, Metazoa, Chordata, Actinopteri, Syngnathiformes, Syngnathidae.